AUGCGAAUCAAUGAACCGAGCCCGACUAUACACCAAUCUCUCGAGUACUUGAGGAACUAUUCUCCCGACAUCACGCUUUCAGCAACGAUCAUACUCACAUUCUUCUCUCAACUAGAUCAAGGAACCACUCAAGAGCUAGACAAGGUCAAGAUUCUCAACUUGAAACUCUUUCCACCGAUUCCGACCAUGUCAACCACAAAAGAAGACCAACCUCUCCCCACUCCCCCCUUCCACAUCGUCCCCAACAUCAACAACCUUCGAGACGCCGCCCUCUUCCCCCUAACCACCCCCUCCGGCUCAAUCCGCCCCAAAAUCCUCUUCCGCUCCGCCGACGUCUCCAAACUCCCCCUCAGCGGCUGGCAAGCCCUCCAUUCCCUGGGUAUCACCCAUGUCUUCGACCUACGCAGCGCGCCCGAAGUCGGAUUCCGCGACUCGGACACCUCCAAGCCAGAAUGGGUCAGCGCCAUGACCUCCGUCGGCAUCAAGCGCACGUGGUGCCCCGUCUUCACUGAAGCAGACUACUCCCCCGAGGGCCUCGCCAAGCGCUACGUCAAGUACAUGGACGAAGACGUGGCGGGCUUUGUAUCCGCGUACCACGACAUCCUUCUCGACGGCGGCGCAGCAUACACCACUAUCCUGCGCCACCUAAUUGAUCAUCCCGGCGAGGGAGUGUUGAUUCACUGCACGGCGGGCAAAGACCGCACGGGCAUCUUCUUCGGCUUGCUAUUCGCCUACCUGGGCGUGGACAGCCAAGUCAUUGCUGAGGAGUACAACCUGACGGAACUCGGGCUGACGCAUGUGCGCGAAGAAGUCGUCGCGAGACUGUUGCAGUCCCCGGCGUUUAAGAAUUACAUCGCGACCAAGGCGACCGGAAAGCAGCUUAGCGCCGAGGAGAUUGGGAAGUUGAUUGCGGACGACAAGGCGGGGAAGCAGAGUGGUGUCGAGGAGACAUUGGAUCCGGAGGCGAGGAAGCAGGGCAGGGAGGCUGCGCUGAGGAUGGUGGGGGCGAAGAAGGAGACGAUGGUUAAGGCGUUGGAGAUGCUGGAGAGGGAUUUUGGGGGCGCGGAGAAGUAUCUGCGCGAGAAGUGUGGUCUGGGAGAUGGGGAUUUGGAGAAGUUGAGGAGGAAUUUGGUGGUGCGUGAGGAGGCGUGA
Molecule: messenger RNA, 1152 nt
Organism: Parastagonospora nodorum SN15
Lineage: Eukaryota; Fungi; Ascomycota; Dothideomycetes; Pleosporales; Phaeosphaeriaceae
Exons: 2
Coding region: 1-1152 (383 amino acids)
Biological process (GO): dephosphorylation
Molecular function (GO): phosphoprotein phosphatase activity
Source: RefSeq, a predicted model, not a curated record